CGACCAUCACAAGGCACAAAGUUCAGAUGUCACCCAAAUAUCAAAACAUGAGGUUUGCAAUGACAUUGCUCAGUAGAACACCAUGACACUGCGCUAUGAUUAAAAGCGUUUUGGAAGAAAGGACCUCAGCUUCGAAAAAAACAUGGCGAGCUCUAUGGUGGCUGUGGGCCUGACACUGGCUGCUGCUGGAUUCGCAGGUCGUUAUGCCAUGCAAGCAAUGAAACAUAUGGAGCCUCAGGUUAAACAAGCUAUGAAAACUUUCCCGACUUUUAGUAGUGGGUACUACAAGGGUGGGUUUGAGCCCAAAAUGACCAAGAGGGAGGCUGCCUUGGUAUUAGGGGUCAGUCCAACAGCAAACAAGACCAAGUUAAGUGAAGCACACAGAAAGCUAAUGGUUUUAAAUCAUCCAGACAGAGGGGGAUCACCAUAUAUUGCUGCAAAGAUUAAUGAAGCAAAAGAUUUACUUGAUGGACAAGCAAAGAAAUAAACUUCUUUUCUGUAA
This is a messenger RNA of Alosa sapidissima (American shad), 502 nucleotides long. It is a transcript of the gene dnajc19, whose product is annotated as DnaJ (Hsp40) homolog, subfamily C, member 19. Gene Ontology annotation, molecular function: ATPase activator activity. NCBI's taxonomy places the organism in Eukaryota, Metazoa, Chordata, Actinopteri, Clupeiformes, Clupeidae. Bases 143 to 487 code for a protein of 114 amino acids. Gene Ontology annotation, cellular component: PAM complex, Tim23 associated import motor. The record is from RefSeq and is a predicted model, not a curated record. Gene Ontology annotation, biological process: protein import into mitochondrial matrix. The transcript has 6 exons.